This is a messenger RNA of Cajanus cajan (pigeon pea), 2358 nucleotides long. The record is from RefSeq and is a predicted model, not a curated record. Lineage: Eukaryota; Viridiplantae; Streptophyta; Magnoliopsida; Fabales; Fabaceae.
AUAUUGCUUGCCUUGCUAUCUUUUUAGUAAAAAACCAAACGGACGCCUUAGUUCAGAUGUUUUCAUUGCUAUAGGUGAUUGAAUUUGAAUUCUAAUUGCCCAUGAGUUGAUUUUCAUCAACAAGUUUUCACUUUAUUGAUUAUUUUCUCUACAAGUUUUAAAAGUUGGAGGAAAGUUAAUAAUGGAAAGAAUUGUGCUUUUCUUAAACACAUUGGGAAGGAUCCUUGCUCACCAGGCAAUAAUGCAGUGAGAGCUUGUCAAGACUUGUUGAAUCAAAAUUGUCAUAUUAGGAAUGUUUUUCAUGUGCAAAGCUUAGAUCAAAUUACGAAGAAUCGUUUGCGUCUCAAGACUUCAAUUGACACGGUUCGAUAUUUAUCACUUCAAGCUUGUGCUUUUAGAGGUCAUGAUGAAACUAGUGAAUCAAGGAACCAAGGUAAUUUUCUUGAGAUGAUAAAACUCAUAGCAUCAUACAAUGAUGAGGUUGCAAAAGUUGUGUUGGAAAAUGCUCCAUAUAAUUCCAAAUAUACUUCCCAUAAAAUUCAAAAGGAGAUAUUGAAUAUUCUUUCUAGUAAAGUGAAAAAUUAUAUUCGUGAUGAAGUUGGGGACUCCAAGUUUUGCAUAAUUGUUGAUGAGGCUCGUGAUGAAUCAGAAAAGGAAUAAAUGGCUCUUAUUUUGAGAUUUGUUGAUAAAAAAAGGUUUUAUACAAGAGCAAUUUUUUGAUAUUGUGCAUGUUAAAGACCCUACGACAUUAACUCUGAAGAAUGAAUUAUGUGUUGUACUUUCUCGACAUAAUUUUAAUGUUUCUAAUAUUCGUGGUCAAGGGUAUGAUGGUGCUAGUAACACGAGAGGAGAAUGGAAUGGAUUACAGACAUUAUUCUUAAAUGAUUGUCCUUAUGCAUAUUAUGUUCAUUGUUUUGCUCAUCGGUUACAACUUGCCUUGGUUGCUGCAUCAAGAGAAGUUAUUCCAAUUCAUCAAUUCUUUUCAAAAUUGACUUUUAUUGUGAAUAUUGUUUGCUCUUCUAGUAAGCGUCAUGAUGAUUACAAACUUCCAAGUUAGAUAAAAUUGCAUAUUUGUUAAAGAUUGAUGAGCUUGAAACUGGUAAAGGAGAAAAUCAAAUUGGUACUUUAAAACGAGCUGGGGAUACUCAUUGGAGCUCCCAUUUCUCUUUUAUUUGUAGCUUAAUAAAUAUGUAUGAUGCAACUUGUUCUGUUCUAGAAAAAAUUAUUGUUGAUGGAUCUACUUAUUCUCAACAUGGGGAUGCUGAUAAUGCUUACAAAAGCUUGACCUCAUUUGAGUUUAUAUUGAUUUUGCAUUUGAUGAGAGAAAUUAUGGGGAUAACAGAUGUUCUUUGUCAAGCUUUACAACAACAAUCUCAGGAUGUAGUUAAUGCUAUGCAUUUAGUUCGUUCUACAAAAACACUUAUUCAAAACUUGAGAGAAGGUUGGGAUAAGUUAUUAAAAAAUGUGACAUCCUUUUGUGAAAAACAUGAUAUUGAGGUUCCUCAACUUAGUGCUUCUUAUGUAGCAAGGCAAGGGCGCUCUCGUCACCAAAAAGAUCAUAUCACAGUGAAACAUUAUUUGAGAGUUAAAAUAUUCUUUGUUUUAAUUGAUAAGCAAUUACACGAGCUAAAUUGUAGAUUUAAUGACCAAGCAAUGGAGUUAUUAACUCUAAGCUCGACAUUGGUUCCUAAGGAUGCUUAUAAAGCUUUUAAUAUUGAAAACAUUUGCACUCUUGUAGACAAAUAUUAUCCCAUGGAUUUCAGUGAGCAAGAGAAGAUUAAUUUGCAUUUCCAACUUCAACAUUUCAUUGUUGAUGCUCGUCAAGAUUCAAAUUUGAAGAAUUUAUCAACAAUGCAAGAGUUGUGUACAUGUUUGGCAAUAACAAAAAAUUCAGAAGUUUACUACUUGAUCGAUAGAUUACUUCGUCUUAUCAUGACUCUUCUAGUUUCUACAGUUACAACUGAAAGAUAUUUUUUUGCAAUGAAAAUAAUCAAGACCAGGUUGAAAAAUAAGAUGGAAGCUGACUUUUUAGCAGAUAGUAUGAUCGUCUAUAUUGAAAGAGAUAUUGCAACAAGUAUUAGUUCUGACUCAAUUAUUGAACAUUUAAGUCAUUGAAACAGCGCAGAGCAGCACUUUAACUAAAGCCACUCCUGAAUUUUUGUCCACCUAAAAAUAAUUAUUGGCUUUUGGGUGGUUCUUUUUGCUUGACUUGCAUUGCACAAUUUUGGGUAUGUCGUGUGUAAUUGAUACUAUACAAUACAAAUAGCUUGGGCUAUGUUAGUAUAUUAUUUUGGAUCUUAUAGGAGAAAAGUGUACAACUUAUUUUGGAGUUUACUUCAAUUACUUUGGCUUGCUUCA